AUGGUCUGUGUCGAAGAAAGGAAAAGAUUGACGUGUGCAUCGAAAUGGAUCAAGUCUUUCGGGGACCAACAAGGAAUUGGUUCUCCGUUACCACUUUUACCUCAGUAUCUCCGUUACCACUUUUACACGAGCAGCUCCGUUACCACUUUUACCUCAGUAGCUCCGUUACCACUUUUACCUGAUCAGCUCCGUUACCACUUUUUUACCUCAGUAGCUCCGUUACCCCUUUUACCUGAUCAGCUCCGUUACCACUUUUACCUCAGUAGCUCCGUUACCACUUUUACACGAGCAGCUCCGUUACCACUUUUUUACCUCAGUAGCUCCGUUACCACUUUUACACGAGCAGCUCCGUUACCACUUUUACCUCACAUCUCCGUUACCACUUUUACCUCAGCAGCUCCGUUACCACUUUUACACGAGCAGCUCCGUUACCACUUUUACCUCAGUAGCUCCGUUACCACGUUUACCUGGUCAGCACCGUUACCACUUUCACCUGAGCAGCUCUGUUACCACUUUUACCUGAGCAGCUCUGUUACCCUUUUACCUGAGCAGCUCCGUUACCGCUUUUACCUGAGCAGCUCUGUUACCACUUUUUCAGCACCUGUUACCACUUUUACCUCAGUAGCUCUGUUACCACUUUUACCUGAGCAGCUCCGUUACCGCUUUUAUCUGAGCAGCUCCGUUACCACUUUUACCUCAAUAGUUCCGUCACCACUUUUACCUGAGCAGCGAUAG
Molecule: messenger RNA, 735 nt
Organism: Acanthosepion pharaonis
Lineage: Eukaryota; Metazoa; Mollusca; Cephalopoda; Sepiida; Sepiidae
Source: the annotation of a GenBank genome assembly